GGCAGUUUGCCGGCGUCAGCGGUUGUCAGCACGUGCUUUCGGACCUGCCUGGGACCCAGGGGCAGGCCGGCAAGAUGCCGGGUACCAGGGCCCAGCCAUCGGGCCAGGGCAGGAGAGGAGCCUGUCUGCUGGCUGCUCUCCUACUCUGUUCCAGUUUCUUGCCACAGCAUGCCCAGGACUACACGCCCGCGCAAAGAGCCCCAGGCACACUGGACGUCCCGCCCACACCAAAAGGCCCCCCAGACCAGGAGGAAGGUGCCUCGCGGCUGGGAUUGUCUCCACAGUAUGUGGCAGGACCAAUUUGCAAGGGAAGAUCUUUGGCGGUCAGAUGGCAAUACCUGGGCGGUGGCCAUGGCAGGCCAGUCUGCUCUUUCGUGGCAGUCAUAUCUGUGGAGCAGUCCUCAUCGACAAAAACUGGGUAGCCGGCGCUGCCCACUGCUUCCAAAGGUCCCGCAAACCAUCUGACUACCGGGUCCUGCUAGGGUACCACCAGCUGGGCAGUCCCACCGAGUACAGCCGACAGAUGACAGUGAGUAGGCUCAUCUUGCACGAGAACUUUAACAAGGUCCACAAUCAGGGGAACGACAUCGUCCUGAUUCAGCUGCACAAGCCUGUGACGUACAGCUCCCACAUCUUGCCAGCCUGCGUCCCAGAGAACACCACGAAGGUGCCCCUUGAUAGGUCCUGCUGGAUAAGUGGCUGGGGGAUGCUCAGAGAGGAUGAGUUCCUGGCGGCACCUUUCCCUCUGCAGGAUGGAGAGGUCUUCCUGAUGGAUGACAAGCAAUGUGAAGCCUUUUUCCAGACUCCAGAAGUCAACACCUUUCAGUAUAAAGUUAUAAAAGAAGAUAUGAUAUGUGCUGGGGACGCCGUGAAUGGAAAGUACAUCUGCCGAGGAGAUUCUGGGGGUCCCCUUGUCUGCUUACUGGAUGGUUCCUGGUAUGUGAUAGGGUUGGCCAGCUGGGCCGCAGCGUGUCUAGAGUCAGUUUCCAGCCCCAACAUUUUCACCAAAGUCUCCCACUUUUCCGACUGGAUCAAGAAGAAAAAGCAAGAAACACCUGACGCCGACCCCUUCUCGGCGCCCCCCGAGGAGAAAGCCCCUACGCUGAUAGGCUGGAGGAGUUUUGGCACGGGCACUACCAUCAAACCCAGGAUCUGCGUAACCGCGCUGUCUUCUCAAAUCCUCCUCCUGCAAUCGUUUUGGUUCCGAUUUCCGUGAUGGGCCCACAGAACCAUCCAUGCCAGCUGUCAUGGUCUGUCAGCAUUUUCACUGAGCACCAUUCUGAAUGCUUCCAUCUGUGGACUCACCUGUCUAUCUGAGUCUACCCCUGCUCUAGGCCUGACAGAAUAAA
Peromyscus californicus insignis is the source of this 1349-nucleotide messenger RNA. Its product is annotated as serine protease 40-like. Gene Ontology annotation, biological process: proteolysis. The record is from RefSeq and is a predicted model, not a curated record. NCBI's taxonomy places the organism in Eukaryota, Metazoa, Chordata, Mammalia, Rodentia, Cricetidae. The transcript has 5 exons. Bases 329 to 1216 code for a protein of 295 amino acids. Gene Ontology annotation, molecular function: serine-type endopeptidase activity.